AAGUAAUAUUGUAUUUGUUGUUUAUUUUAUAUAAUAGAAAUAGAAGAAGAAAGUAAACAAGUAGAGAGUAAGUAAGGAGGGGGGAAGGCAAAGUAGUGAUGUAUUUUUGUGGAGCAAAAUGGAUGUCAGCCUCUGUGUCUCAGUCUCCUCUAAUUCCAUCCAAAUGCUCAAACCAAUCACUAAUUUCUUCUUCUUCCUCCAAUAAUUAUCGCCCCGCCGUUAUUCUCCCGGGGUUAGGGAACAAUUCGGGUGACUACCAGAAGUUGGAGGCAACACUGAAGGAAAACUACGGCGUGUCCACCGUGGUUGCUAAGGUAUCGAGACUUGACUGGCUCCGAAAUGCCGCCGGUUUGAUUGAUUCCAAUUACUGGCGUGGCACUCUUGAACCAACCCCUGUCCUUGAUUGGUAUUUGAAGAGGGUUGAUGAUGCUGUUCAAGAGGCUAAGGAUUUGGCACCAGAUUCCACUCUAUCAUUCAUUGGCCACUCAGCAGGUGGAUGGCUUGCACGUCUCUAUAUGCAACAAUUUGGGAUCUCCGAUAUAUCAUUGUUACUCACUCUCGGAACCCCUCACCUCCCAGCUCCAAAAGGAGUGCCCGGUGUUAUCGAUCAAACCAGGGGCCUCCUUGAUUACGUUGAAAAAUAUUGCUCAAAAGCUGUUUACACCCCUCAACUCAAGUAUGUAUGUAUAGCAGGAAGGUAUAUUGAAGGGGCUCCGCUUUUUGGCAAGUCAAAUCCAAAUGCUGAGUCUCAGGGUGUGCUUCCUACUAAUAGUUCUCAGCUACUUCCUGAGGCUGCUAUUAUCAACGCUGCAAUCACUUCUCCUAACACAACAUUACGUGCUCGCUUUGUUGGCCAAGGAUACAAGCAGGUUUGUGGACAAGCAAAUGUAUGGGGUGAUGGUGUUGUGCCACAAGUAUCAGCUCAUCUUGAGGGUGCACUUAACAUUUGCUUAGACGGAGUUUAUCACUCACCAGUUGGUUCAGACGAUGCCAUUAGACCAUGGUAUGGUUCCCCUCAUGUGGUCCAACAAUGGAUACAACACCUCCUUCAUUAACCGGAAGAUGUUAGUGAAUUAUGUCAUUUUAUUAGUAUACCAUUAUACAAAAUUAUUUUCAUUUUUUCUUUCUUCUUGUAUUUGUGGCGUUUAAUUUGUUUAAUUAACGACAAAGCCAUAAUACUAUAUGAUUCUCCUAUCCUAUAUACUUGGAACUGCAUCUUAAAGUGAAUGAUUUGAUAUGA
This is a messenger RNA of Cicer arietinum (chickpea), 1240 nucleotides long. RefSeq lists its product as uncharacterized. Gene Ontology annotation, cellular component: chloroplast. The record is from RefSeq and is a predicted model, not a curated record. NCBI's taxonomy places the organism in Eukaryota, Viridiplantae, Streptophyta, Magnoliopsida, Fabales, Fabaceae.